AUGCGCGGGCUCCCUCCUUCGCCCUCGUCAGUCCGCGGGCGUCGCCUCCCGCCGGCAGCAGCACAGCCGCAGGGCUUCCAGGGACCGAGCCCCCGUCACCUCAAGGUUGCACAGCGGGUGGGAAGGCAGAGGAGGGAAAGCUGGGUCAAUUGCAAGUCGCGCUCCUGUCCCUCCCAGUUUUCCCUUGCUUGGGGGCUACAAAGAGCACCUCAGCCUUGGCAGGCACUGGCAGUGACAAAGUCAUGCUCUGGAUUCUCCCAGCCUGCACUCCACUUUUCACCCUGCCUGGGAGCCUGGAGAAAAUGCCUGCAGAGAGUUGAAAAAAAUGAUGAGGACCAAAAGAUUGAACAAGAUGGCAUCAAACCAGAAGAUAAAGCUCAUAAGGCCGCGACCAAAAUUCAGGCUAGCUUCCGUGGACACAUAACGAGGAAAAAGCUCAAAGGAGAGAAGAAGGGUGAUGCCCCAGCCGCUGAGGCGGAGGCGAAUGAGAAGGAUGAAGCCCCCGUCACUGAUGGUGCGCAGAAGAAGGAGGGAGAAGGUGCCACUCCCGCUGAAGCGGCCCCAGCCGCCGGCCCCAAGCCCGAAGAGACCGGCAAAGCCGGCGAAACUCCUUCCGAGGAGAAGAAGGGGGAGGGCGCCCCCGAGGCUGCCACAGAGCAGGCAGCGCCCCAGGCUCCUGCCCCCUCGGAGGAGAAGGCCGGCUCUGCUGAGACAGAAAGUGCCACUAAAGCUUCCACUGACAACUCGCCGUCCUCCAAGGCCGAAGACGCGCCAGCCAAGGAGGAGCCUAAACAAGCCGACGUGCCUGCUGCUGUCACCGCUGCUGCUGCCGCCGCCACCCCUGCUGCAGAGGAUGCUGCUGCCAAGGCAACAGCCCAGCCUCCAUCGGAGACUGCGGAGAGCAGCCAAGCCGAGGAGAAGAUAGAAGCUGUAGACGAAACCAAACUUAAGGAAAGUGCCCGGCAGGAUGAGGGUAAAGGAGAAGAACGCGAGGCGGACCAAGAACAUGCCUGAACUUUAAGAAAUGGCUUUCCACAUCCCCACUCUCCCCUCUCCUGAACCCUGUCGCUCCUCACCCUCUUCUCAACUCCUCUCUGAAGUUUCCCUUCCUGUCCUGCUCACGUCUGUGAGUCUGUCCUCUCCCACCCACUAGCCCUCUUUCUCUCUGUGUGGCAAACAUUUAAAAAAAAAAAAAAAAGCAGGAAAGAUCCCAAGUCAAACAGUG
Molecule: messenger RNA, 1225 nt
Organism: Eubalaena glacialis (North Atlantic right whale)
Lineage: Eukaryota; Metazoa; Chordata; Mammalia; Artiodactyla; Balaenidae
Gene: GAP43
Product: growth associated protein 43
Exons: 4
Coding region: 1-1014 (337 amino acids)
Biological process (GO): regulation of growth; tissue regeneration; axon regeneration
Cellular component (GO): cytoplasm; plasma membrane; postsynaptic density
Molecular function (GO): phosphatidylinositol phosphate binding; calmodulin binding; phosphatidylserine binding
Source: RefSeq, a predicted model, not a curated record